This is a messenger RNA of Cladocopium goreaui, 2088 nucleotides long. Lineage: Eukaryota; Dinophyceae; Suessiales; Symbiodiniaceae. The record is from the annotation of a GenBank genome assembly.
AUGUUCUAUCCCCUUGUUUUGCCAUAUUCCCAUAGAUUCCCUUCUUUUCAAGGUGAUCGAUGUACCUUGAUCAACGACUUUGCUACCACCACCUGCAGCGCCUGCGGCGGCCCCCGCGGAUAUGACGGGGGCACGGCGGUCCCGGCCGUCCCUGUGUCAGACAGCUUUGCGGCGGAAUGUCAGGAGGUCAUGGAGCAGAUUUGGAAUUUGGCUUCCCUCAAGGCGCUGCUGUCGUUGGUCGGCAACGUUCUCGAGCAUCCAGGUGAGGCCAAAUAUCUGGGCCCCAUCAAGAAGUCCAACGCACGGAUCCACAGCAGCGUGGUGCAAGUGGCCGGCGCUGCCCGAGUUCUGCGCUUAGCAGGUUUCACAGAGGACGCCGAGAGCUUCUUCCUGGUGGAGCCCCACGCAGCACGGCUGCUGCAAGUUCACCUGGCCUUGCAGGGGCAGCUGACGGCCGUCACGGCCAGUGCUGCCGCCAACGGCUAUGGUGAGGCCUCCACCGUAGCCUCCAAAUCCAAGUUCGACCAGAACUUGCUACGUGAGAUUCAAGCCGAAGCCCAUCAUCAGGCAGCACUACGCGGUGCCCCUGCGGCACCAGCGGUGACUGCAGCCCCAGCGCCGGCCAGCGCCAGCGCUGUGCUGCGGUUGCGGCUGCGGAUUCCUCUCGGUGGCUCUUUGGAGAUGAAAGUGCCCAGCGUUACACGUGUCACGGCGUUCCAAGCAGAGGUUCGGCAGUUGACGGGUGUGCCCUGUCACCACCAGCGCCUGCGUUUUGGUUUCCCAGCGUCCAGAGUCUUGAGACCCAACGAUGCGACGGACACCUUGCAGGACGCGGGUCUGCAGGACGGAGAGCUCUUGAUUUUGGAAGAUCUCCAUGACCUUUUCCUGGGAAACCUUGAAAGUGGCCAAUUCACCAUGGAAGAGAUGCUGGACAAGCUGCCUCCCGAGGCUCCAGAGGGAGAAGAAUUCAACACCAUGACCUUAUUCUUGAAUGUCUUGUCAGCCUUCGAGAUUGAGACUUAUGAGAUGGACUUCUGGCAGGGCGUGCGAUGCCGUUUGCGGAAGGCCUUGAAAGAAGACAGCACGGGGGAGUUGGAGAGUUUGUCCAGCGGACUUCAGAAGAUUCAACUCUUGUUCCGCCAGCACGACACGCGGCAGCGGAUGCAUCUGCUGCUGACCUCGCUGCCGCUGCGACGGAAGUCGCACACCACGAAGAUGACAAUCCUGCGAGCGAGAUUCUUGCAGGACGUCAUGGAUUUGGUUCUAGACAUGGAACGGCGCCACAUGCUCAGUCGCCUCCAAGUGAUCUACACGGGAGAGAAGGGCGUGGACGCUGGUGGACUCACACGCGACUUCUUCGCGAGCUUCGCGCGGCAUAUGGCAGAGGAGCAGAGUUUGUGGCGCACCACUGGCCGUGGAUCCUUACAUCCACUGGAUCCGCGACCGGUUGAUGGCGUUCCACGCAAGCUUCGGCAAACUCCCAACGACUUCUUCCGGGCUUGCGGCCGAGUCCAUGCGAUGGCCAUCCUGCACGGCUGCAAGUUGGGCCGUCCCUUAUCCCGGCCCUUCGUUCGUUUGCUGCUGAAUUUGAAGCCCAAGAGCCUCUCAGAGCUGCAGGCGGAGUUUAAACAUGAAGCCGGCGACGCAACGGACUAUCGUUGUCGGGAGGAUUUUCUGCAGAUGCCAUUGGAAGACUUGGGUUUGAAGGGAAUGCUGACCUUCUCGAACGAAAAGAAGGAGUUCCUGCCAGGUGGAGCUCAGAUCGAGGUCACGGACGAGAACAAGGAAGAAUGGCUUUGGCAUUCACUGAACUACGACCUCUUCGAGAGCGCGGAAUAUGCUGCCAGCUGGUUCCGCCAGGGGCUGAUCGAUGUCCUGGGCGGCCAAAGCAAGCAGCUGGGCAGCUGGAAGAAACCGGGGGAUGGAAAGAAAUUGGGUACUCAACCAUUGUUGAGUGUUACCAUUGGGAUAAUAUAUGGGAUAUAUAUAUAUAUAUACUGGUUGGUGGUUUGGAACAUGGCUUUUAUUUUCCAUCUAUUGGGAAUUUCAUCAUCCCAACUGACGAACUCAUAUUUUUCAGCGGCGUAG